This is a messenger RNA of Neoarius graeffei (lesser salmon catfish), 7292 nucleotides long. Its product is annotated as mitogen-activated protein kinase kinase kinase kinase 4. The record is from RefSeq and is a predicted model, not a curated record. NCBI's taxonomy places the organism in Eukaryota, Metazoa, Chordata, Actinopteri, Siluriformes, Ariidae. Gene Ontology annotation, molecular function: ATP binding; protein kinase activity. The transcript has 32 exons. Gene Ontology annotation, biological process: protein phosphorylation. The coding region runs from base 233 to 4687 and encodes 1484 amino acids.
UGAAAGCCUGCUAUCCACUCCGCCUACACGAACGGUGGGGGGGAGAAGAAGAGCAAGAAGAAAGAGAGAGCAGCAGUGGUGCGGAUUCUUGCUGUGUCCGGAAAAAAAGAGGAAGAAAAGGGUAAUUACUAAUCGCCGAACGAUGAUCUCCAGCGUCUCGGAUGCACCUUCGGUGUGAAAACUCAGUCGGAGUGUAAGCUGAUAUCGCAGCUCCACUAAAACAAGCGAGAAGAUGGCGAACGAUUCUCCAGCGAAAAGCCUGGUGGAUAUAGACCUCGCCUCUUUGCGGGACCCCGCUGGGAUAUUUGAGCUGGUUGAGGUGGUGGGCAAUGGCACAUAUGGACAAGUCUACAAGGGUCGGCAUGUCAAAACAGGACAGUUGGCGGCCAUCAAGGUCAUGGAUGUCACAGAGGAUGAAGAGGAAGAAAUCAAGUUGGAGAUUAAUAUGUUGAAGAAAUAUUCUCACCAUCGCAACAUCGCAACCUACUAUGGAGCCUUCAUCAAAAAAAGCCCGCCAGGACACGAUGACCAGCUCUGGUUGGUGAUGGAGUUCUGUGGUGCUGGCUCCAUCACAGACCUGGUAAAGAACACUAAAGGAAACUGGCUGAAGGAAGACUGGAUCGCGUACAUCUCCAGAGAAAUCCUCAGGGGCCUGGCUCAUCUACAUGCCCAUCAUGUCAUCCACAGAGAUAUUAAAGGGCAAAACGUGCUGCUGACUGAAAACGCAGAAGUUAAAUUGGUGGACUUUGGUGUGAGCGCUCAGCUGGACCGCACCGUGGGCCGCAGGAACACCUUCAUCGGCACACCCUACUGGAUGGCACCCGAGGUCAUUGCCUGCGAUGAAAACCCAGAUGCUACCUAUGACUACCGGAGUGAUUUGUGGUCUUGUGGAAUCACGGCUAUAGAGAUGGCUGAGGGAGCACCGCCGCUGUGUGACAUGCAUCCGAUGCGAGCGCUCUUCCUCAUCCCCAGAAACCCUCCACCUAGACUCAAGUCCAAGAAAUGGUCCAAGAAGUUCUUUAACUUUAUUGAAAGCUGUCUGGUGAAGAACUACACUCAGAGGCCAACCACCGAGCAGCUCCUGAAACACCCAUUCAUCCGAGACCAGCCGAACGAGAGACAAGUGCGUAUCCAGCUCAAAGAUCACAUCGACCGCACCCGCAAAAAGAGGGGAGAGAAAGAUGAAACAGAGUAUGAAUACAGUGGCAGUGAGGAAGAGGAGGAGGAAGCUCCAGAGCAGGAGGGAGAACCAAGCUCCAUUGUGAACGUGCCAGGUGAGUCGACUCUGCGGCGGGACUUUAUACGUCUGCAGCAGGAGAACAAGGAACGUUCGGAGGCACUGAGGAGGCAGCAGCUCCUGCAAGAACAGCAGCUUCGUGAGCAGGAGGAGUACAAACGCCAACUUCUGGCCGAGCGCCAGAAACGUAUCGAGCAACAGAAGGAGCAACGGAGGAGGCUUGAGGAGCAACAGCGACGUGAGCGAGAGAUGAGGAGGCAGCAGGAGAGAGAGCAGCGGAGGCGCGAGCAGGAAGAGAAGAGACGUCUAGAGGAGAUUGAACGCAGACGCAAGGAAGAGGAGGAGCGCAGGAGAGCCGAGGAGGAGAAAAGGAGAGCAGACCGUGAACAGGAGUACAUCAGGCGGCAGCUGGAAGAGGAGCAGAGACAUCUGGAAAUUCUCCAGCAGCAGCUUCUGCAUGAACAGGCCAUGCUGCUGGAGUUUAAGUGGAGGGAGCUGGAGGAGCAGAGACAGGCCGAGAGACUCCAGAGACAGUUACAGCAGGAGCAGGCAUACCUGCUGUCUCUUCAGCAGGCCAAAAAUCUUCAACAGCAGCCUCAAGCACAGCCCCCAACUGCAGACAAGAACAGAAGCUCCACACAGCCCCCUUCCUCAGCUCAAAGGAGCAAGAUUCCCCAGCAGCAGCAGCCUUUAUCGGAAAAGAGCAGAAAAGCUCCAGUGGAGCAAUACCAGGACAAGAGCAAGAACCAACCACUGACAAGCCAGGAAAAGUCCAGAAUCCCCCAGUUACAACAGUCUGCUGUUGAAAGGACCAAAACCCCGUCGUUACCGCAGCCAUCCACGCAGGACAGGAGCAGGAUUCCCCAGCCGCAGCAGAGCUCACAGGAAAAAAAACAAAUCCCUCAGCCUCAACAGGUUCCCUCAGAGAAGGAUCCUUUCACUCAAGACCAAUCACGGAGGAGCUCGAUCCCCCAGGAGGUACCGCCUGCACAGGACCAGGGCCAGGCCAAUCAGACACUCUUGUCAGAAUCCCAAUGCUCCGCCCCUGACUCAGAGCCAAUCAGAGAGGCAGAUGAGCGGCACCGCAGGAACGCACAAGGCUCGCCACAGGCCGCAGGAGCGCAGAAGCAGCCCCCCGCUGUCCCACCGCGAGCUGAACCCUUUUCCAAUGGCAGCGCCUCCGAGUCGUCCCAGCCUGCCAUGCACCGCCCCAUGGAACCUCAGGUGCAGUGGUCCCAGGUAGCUGCUCUAAAGAACAGCUCAGCCGCUCCUCCCUCCAUCUCCCGCUCACACUCAUUCAGUGAGUCCGCUCCCUCACUUGCUCACGUUUGUGCCCAGCAGCACCCACCAUGCCCCGAGCCACCAACCCACUCACACGAGGAACCUCCCUGGGUUCCAGUAAGAACAACCUCCAGGUCACCAGUACUCUCUCGCCGUGACGCCCCUCACCAAGGCGGCGCACCACAGAGCAACCUGCCAGCUCAGAAGAAUAUCGGAAGUAACGCAGAUCCACGAUUGCUCUGGGAGCGGGUAGAGAGGAUGGCCCCCAGGCCUAGCAGCAGCAGCUCAUCAGGGUCUAGUUCCACAUCCAGUAACUCCAACACUGGGUCAGGAGAGAGAUUCAGACCCCGCACCUCUUCUAAGUCUGAGGGCUCUCAACAGUGGCCAGAGCACGUGUCCAAAAAAGCAGACGAGAAGAAGGAUGUAGCUCGGCCUGGGCGUCCGGUGGAUUUGACAGCACUGGCCAAAGAGCUGCGUGCUGUGGAGGAUGUGAGACCACCACACAAGGUCACCGAUUACUCUUCCUCUAGUGAUGACUCGGGAACCACCGAUGAUGAGGAUGACGAAGAGGUGGAUCAGGAAGGAGGAGAGGAGUCCACCUCAGGCCCAGAGGACUUGCGUGGAGGCUCAUCCAGACUGAGCAAUGGUGAGACAGAGUCUGUGAAGACAAUGGUUGUCCAUGAAGAUGGUGAUGAUGCCUCCUCCACCCCGUGCAAAGACAGCACUCUAGUUGUGCGACAGAGCACAGGUGAUGUAAAAAAGCGCCCAGUGCCCACACCAGCCUCGAGCUUUAGUGACCGGAAUGAUCGGAAUGGCUAUUCGGGCCGAAUUCACCUCUUGCCCGACCUGCUCCAGCAGAGUCAGCCCUCGCCCCCUUCUUCCUGCCCUUCCACCCCUUCCUCCACAUCCUCAUGCCACAGCAGUCCUGCCCUGUCCCCUCUUGCUACCCCGGACAGACUGCCCUGCCCUAUUGAGUCACAGUCCGCCACAAUGCAGAAGCACAAGUCCUCCUCUUCCUUCACUCCUUUCAUCGACCCACGCCUGCUCCAGAUCUCUCCGUCCACCGGCAGCGCUCUCAACAAUGUGGGUUAUGGGAAUGAUGCAAGGCUGCAGGAGGCGCUGAGACAGGAUGCGUCGCGCAAAGGCUCCGUGGUGAACGUAAACCCAGUCAACACUCGACCACAGAGUGACACACCGGAGAUCCGCAAGUACAAGAAGAGGUUCAACUCUGAGAUCCUGUGUGCCGCUCUGUGGGGUGUGAAUCUGCUGGUCGGGACAGAGAGCGGUCUGAUGCUGCUUGAUCGUAGCGGUCAAGGGAAGGUCUAUCCCCUCAUCAACCGCAGACGUUUUCAGCAAAUGGAUGUCCUGGAGGGCUUAAAUGUGCUGGUGACCAUAUCAGGGAAAAAGAAUAAAUUGCGGGUGUACUACUUGUCCUGGCUGAGGAACAAGAUUCUUCACAACGACCCAGAGGUGGAGAAAAAGCAGGGAUGGACCACUGUAGGGGAACUGGAGGGGUGUGUCCACUACAAAGUUGUGAAAUAUGAGAGAAUCAAGUUCCUGGUCCUUGCACUGAAGAACUCUGUAGAGGUGUAUGCCUGGGCUCCGAAGCCCUAUCACAAAUUUAUGGCUUUCAAGUCAUUUGGUGACCUGGUACACAAGCCCCUCCUGGUGGACCUGACUGUAGAGGAAGGUCAGAGGUUAAAGGUCAUCUACGGGUCCUGCUCAGGGUUCCAUGCUGUGGACGUGGACUCAGGAGCUGUAUAUGACAUCUACCUGCCCACUCAUAUCCAGACCAGUAUUCAGUCACAUGCCAUAAUCAUUCUCCCAAACACUGACGGCAUCGAGCUGCUUGUGUGUUAUGAGGACGAGGGCGUGUACGUCAACACCUACGGCCGCAUCACAAAAGACGUAGUGCUCCAGUGGGGAGAGAUGCCUACCUCUGUGGCAUACAUUCGCUCCAACCAGAUCAUGGGCUGGGGAGAAAAGGCCAUAGAGAUUCGCUCUGUCGAGACUGGACACCUGGAUGGAGUUUUCAUGCAUAAGAGAGCUCAGAGACUGAAGUUCCUCUGUGAACGCAAUGACAAGGUUUUCUUUGCGUCAGUGCGUUCCGGAGGUUCCAGCCAGGUCUACUUCAUGACACUAGGACGCACAUCCUUACUCAGCUGGUAAACACUCCCACUCAGCCUGGAAUGACGACAUCCCUUUUUACAAGAUGGCAGCGUCGGGAAAACCUACAACCACCACACAUCUAAAGUACAACCAGAGAUCCUCAGUGUGACGAGCAGAAACCACGUUACGCUAAAUGACCCUCACCUGCUGUCAUAAACUGGACUGAGUAGCUGUCAAGAAAUUUAGAUGAAGAAAAAAAAUAAAAAUAAACAAGUGUGAGAAAGGGAGAAGGUUCUGGGUGACAGGUUUUAUCUUACAGUAUUAUUGCUAGCCUGUGUACAUGUUUUCCUUCUGUAGAAAUCCCUGAUUGACCAAGUGGUAGAGUGAGGGUAUAACUGAUGGGGGAAAUACGUCGUAGUUUCAGAACAGAAGGUAAAAUGAAGCGCGUGUGUGUUUAUUCGGUGGGUCCUGGGAAAGUGAAGUGUAUUCAUGUUAUGGACAGGUAUGUGUGUGUGAGACGCGUCGAGGACGGAGAUGGACCACGAAAGAAUAUUUUAAUGCUAUUAUUAUUAUUAUUAUUAUUAUUCACUAAAUAUGCAGAUUCUCGUAAUCUUCUACCUGUGAUUUUAAGGCUCACACGUUCUCAUUCUCACUGUUCUCUGUAUUCUUCAUUUCACUGAAGCCCAAGUCGACACCCUAAUUUUUUUUUUUAUUUGUAUUUUUAAAAUUUUUUUUUUUUUUUUAAGUCAGAGAGAGCCACAAGCAUGGACUUUUGCAUAUUAAUUCGUGACCCCAACUCCUCCGUCUCACCUGACAGCUGAGCAUUGGCACUCUCUCGCCUCUAGUUAGUUUUAUAGACUGCGUGUGAAAUGACACCUGCUGUGAAUGUGUGAUAUGAAAUUGAAAGGAAGUAGUGAGGUGUUCCUUCAGUCAUGUGAGCAGAUUCAGUGAAAUUUUGGAUUCAGUCACAGCUUGUGAUGAGGAGGAACAUCUGACCCAGAAAACUUCUGUUCAUGCCAUUACGUGGAUGACAUGACGUGAUGUUUUUUUGUUUUUGUUUUUUCCCCUUGGAUUUUUCCAGAUAUAUACGAUGCACUAAGUGGGAAUGUAGUGUGAAAAUACUGUCUGUUCUUGUGCUAAAAGUUGAAAGGCAUGACUCCACGCUGUUUUAUUUUCUUCCUUUGACAAUGUUUAACAGAGUAACAAUUUACAAACUGAGCCGUCUGAGUCUAUAGUGCGUGUCUUUGGAGUUGUUCACCGUUGUACGCAGUCAUUUGUGUUCAGCAUCAUCUCUUCACUGUUCCGUUUCAGUCCAAUCCAGACUGUAAGGGUAUCUGACCUCCUCAGUGUUGCGUACAUUCAGCAUGAUCAGUGUGAUUUUCUCCGCCUUCUCCGUGGGUUCCUGUCAGGUGACCUGCCGCUUGUUGAUAUUAAACAUGUUCCUUUAGAGCGUAAUACAGCGUUGUGUGUUACUGAAGGUGUUUCAGCUGUACAGCUUGGUGUAUAUGUGAUUCUGAGGAGAGCAAUAGCAAUCUCACCACACACACACAGACACACACCCCUCACACAUACAGCCUAGUACUGUCCUGUUUCAUUGCUCUUCUCUCUGUAGAUCUCUUUCAGUUUAUAAACUGCCAACAUUUUGUCAGUUCUUAAACACACUCUUUCAAAACAACACAGCUGCUGUUACUCCACAAAAUAAACACUGCAAUGUGGUUUAUACAUUUUAGUCCUUCAGUAUGGACACACGAAUUAAACUGAUAUUACAGCUAGCAGAUUUUUUUUUUUAAGAGUGUGUGUGUGUACUAUAUUUACAUAAUGAAGGCUAACACUGUGGGGUUUUUGGGUCCAUCAUCAGAUAUUUUUCAUGUCUUUUCCCUUCAGUUUUACAAUUAUGCUCCUACACACACACACGGACCAUUCACCACCAUAUUUUUUGUUAGGUGCUUUUAUUAAAUUGUUUGUAUAAUUUUAUUUAAUGCUAAUAAGUAUUAAUUAUUGUUCAAGUUUAGAUUUCCUUUCAGCUUCAUGCAAAAAGAUUACGGCUUGCAGUUUUUGCAUAAGAAAAUAAACCAAUUCUGCUCCAAUAACAAAAAGCAGAAACUUAAGACCUGACGUUAAGGAACCACUACAUGAAACACAAACUUGUUCUGUUGUUUUUCUUUUCUCAGAGCUCCGAGUGCUCCAGUUCUAGAUAUAGUUAAGAAGCUUAACUAUAGCCUAUUUCUCUACUGUUCAUUUCAGUCUCUACAGCCGUACAGCGAGUCGAGUGCAGUCGUAAUGUAGUGCUCACUUAAUAUAAUGUUCACCUGUUGAGGAAAAUGUUUACAGAUGCAAACGUUGAGCUACACUAAUGUUCAAUUUAUUUAUGUUUUCUCUUACAGAACUCUUAGCUUUUUUGUAUUGACUUUUUUUUUUGUCAGUAUUUCUCUUCUCAGUUGUUUAAGGCUAAUAACUCGGACAGAUAAUGAUGUUUAAUGGAUAACGACGUUUCAGAACCGUUCCCGGCUGAUCUGGAUGUCUGUGUUUCAGUCGUGGCACUGUAUCAUUUGUCCUCUCUGUGUAUGGCAGGAAGUCCUGUAUUUUUCUGAUGGUCCUUUUGUUUUUUGGGUUUUUUUUUUUUGUUUUUUUUUCCCUUUGAAAAUAAAUUCCUAAAGUAACUUAA